UAUGAAUCAAGAAUAUCCGAUUGUAAUUGAAAAAAAUCAAGAAGAAUUAAAAGAGGAUGCAAAAAUUCGAGAACUUUGGAUGAAAAAUAUUUGUGAUCAUGAUAAACACGCAAAAUUUAAAACUAAAGAAAUUUAUGAUUUUAUUAUCGUGGGAGCUGGUACUGCUGGAUGUGUACUUGCCAGAGAAUUGAUUCAUGGUAUUCCAAAUAUUAAUAUUCUA
Messenger RNA from Racocetra persica, 220 nucleotides. The record is from the annotation of a GenBank genome assembly. Lineage: Eukaryota; Fungi; Glomeromycota; Glomeromycetes; Diversisporales; Gigasporaceae.